ACUCCGGCGCUCCACCGCGUUCGGCUACUUUACAAGAUUUUCGCUCUGUCUUCGCUCUGUUUCGUAUCAUUUCGUGCACAUGACGUUUGCUCUCGUUAAAGCGUUCGGGAGGAUAUGUCAGGCUGGUUUGGAAGUCAGCUUGUAUUGGAGGCAAGGAUUUUAUCGCUCUGGCAUGGCGGGAGAGCUAGCACUACGGAACAACAGCGUCUGGCGUAGAAUAUCGGCGGUCAGAGCGUACGUUUACCGACGUCCCCGGUCUCGCUGUAUGAUGCAUAAUGUCACGUGCAAGCAGUGCUUUGAAAAUUAGAUUAUAUACCCAGCUGGUUGUAUUUCCUACAUUAAGUGUUAUUUAACUAAAGUGUAAAGUGCACCCGCCAUUCACUCUCGGAGCGAUGAAAUGCGAGUGGUUCAGAGCCAAUGCCGGGGGUUUUGUGUACCGAUCUGUCGCUGCUCGGCCAGUAAUGGCGGGCGCUCCACUGCGCAUGCCCGUCGCGCCUAUAACGAAAUGGAGCGCUGCGUAACAUUCGCUAGUGUUCGCUCUGCCAACCAAUCAGCAGUAAGCUUUCAAGUCAGUAUUCGCGCACGGGGCCCCCAAACAACAACGGCAGGGAGUAUCGCCAGUCACCAAGCACCUGCUUCGCCUGCAAGUGAAGGUUGUGUUAAGAGAUAUUAGCGAGUUCAUUUUUCACAUUUAUCUUACUCGCGGUUGUUAGGGCGACCUGUGGAAAGGCCAAUCGAUCAGAAACUUAGCGCACGAAGAUCAAUAAGUGUCAGUGCUGUUGUGAUUUUCCGGCCAUUUCGGUGCUUAACGACUGUCAGCGAUGUCUAGAAGUGGGUCAAGUAUAGUUAAAGAGGUCAAGGUCAAGGAAGGUCCUGUCGAGUCGGAAGCCGAGGCCAGGAUAAGUGUCGAGGUCACUUCGGACGAGUGCAUGGACGGCGGGUCAUCUCAGUGUGAAAUUCAAAGUGUGAGCAUGGCAAGCGAAGUUGGAUCCGUGCCCGACGAGUGUGAAAAAAUGCAGCUCGAGGAAAUAGAGACAUCCAAACGCGGUAGACAGGAGAGCGGAGAUAACGACGCCAGCAACCAGCGAGACAGCAACAGUCCGAAAGCCGAGGAAAUGUACGAUGCGGAGAAGGAAAACGACUUCGACACGGAGGCGGAAACCUCGUGCUUCAAGAUUGACAAAGUUUACAGCAUGACGGACGAGCAGGACGACCUCGAGAUUUGCGAUAACGACAAGGGCGCGAAGGACGAGAAGGGGGAGGCCACCAACGGCGCCCUGGACAUCAAGACGGAGGCUGUCAGCGCCGCCAAGCCCGACGUCCAGGAGAUGAAAGUCAAAGACGAGAAGCCCAUCAAGCCGAAAGCCACUCGGUCGGCCCUGACGAAGAUGCCCUCCCUCGCCGGGGUGGGGGGCGUCCGCGUGCUGGGAGGGGGGGUGCGAGGCCCCAACAUGCCUCUCAUCGUGAGCAUGGGCGCCGGGAACCCUGCCAUCCCGCUCCUUCCAGCAGGACUCCCUCCCGGCCGCUACGUCAUCCUGCCGGGGACCUGCACCUCCACCAAGACGUCGACCUGCGCCACCGUCACCACCACCUCCACUAGCCUCAACCCGCGCCUCUCCACCAGCAUCGCCCCCAGCGUGUCCCAGUCCCUCGCCACCGUCGCCGCCACCGCCACCGUAACCGCGCACAGGAACAUGACUGGCUCCCCCCACGCCCCCAUCACCGUCCCCCCCGCCUCGGGCUGCAGCAAAAUGUACACACGUGAGCGCGGCCGCCGCAAAUCCUACACGGCGGGAGAGAAACUGGCGAUGAUCGAAGCCGUGGAGGCGGGACAGAGGAAAAGCGCAGUUGCUGACCGCUUCGGCGUGGCUCCCUCGACGCUGGCGUGCAUCCUGGCGCAGAAACACAAGAUACGGGCCGAGCAGGAUAACCUGACCCGCCGACGCGUCCGCCACGGAAAGUACCAACUUCGGGAGGAGGCGCGGGCCAAGGUGCCAGCAAUUGCCCCAGCGAUGCAACUCAGUACCAGCGCCGAACACCCUUUCACCCACUUCCUCGCGCCCCUCACAGCACCCACGCCCACGGUCUUUGACACGCAGCCCGAGGAGAUCAUUGCAGUGCCCGACCUGAUGGAGCGCCUGACGGGCACGGGCUCCGGGGUGUCCUCGUGCAAAGCCGAAGGGAACUCUGACGGCGACGACGAAGGUGCCUCCGGGAUGGACGGAGGAGCCGCGCAGGAGUCGGAGUGUCUGCAGGAGCCUCAGGACCAGAAGACUAAGGGCUUCCAGCAGAGCCUAGCGACGGAGCAGGAGGACGGAGGUGAUGACGCGUCAAGACAGGAUGCUUCGGAACAGCCGUCUUCUCCCUCGCAAGGAUCUCAAGAGCUGGUCGGGCCCUACCUCCUGAAGAAGGAAUCGCACUGCACGACCGUCUUGGACCAGCUGCUCAGGGACGACACCUACACUGACGUCACGCUCACUGCUGAAGGCCAGAGCUUGAGGGCGCACCGGAUCGUCCUCUGUUUGGCGAGUCCCUACUUCCGCCAAGUCCUGAGUCGCGAAAUGAACGUACAAAGCGUGGUGCUUCUUCGAGACGUGAAGUUUGCCGAACUUAGAAAUAUAAUUAAUUUCAUCUACACAGGCGAGGCCACCGUGGACGCCACCGAGCUUGAAUCCUUCAUGCGGACGGCCGAGAUGCUGGAGAUCUCGUCCCUGUGCGAAGGGCAGAAGUGCAUCGCCAGCCGCGGGUCCCAGGCUCAGGGGGGAGGUUCUUCGAGCUCGGGUUUCACCAUCGCCGACUUCGAGAAGCUGGUCGGAGCCAAGAGGACGCGGAGGGAGUCCUCGUCGCCCACGCCGUGCAAGUCGAUUAGGCUCUCAGGCGAAGACCAGUCCUCGCGGUGCUCCUCGGCCGAGCCCUCCGCCAACCCGCUGGCGCUUAUCAAGGAGGAACCCCUCGACAAUGCCCCGACGCCGACGGGAGAGCCGGCCGACGGGGAGACGAAGCCCCGGGACGCGGAGCCCGACGGCGUCUCGGGGGCGGACGGCGGCGGCGGGCGGGAGCGGAGGGAGUCGUCGGGAUCCAUCGGGGGCUUCGCGUCCAUCGCCGGCCUGCAGAAGGAGGCGUCGGGGGGCGAGGGGGGCGCGCCGGAAAUCUUCAUCGCCACGGCGGAGGCCACGCUGCAGGCGGAGGAGGCGGAGGGCGCGGCGGCGGGCGGCGGCCCGGGGAGAUGUCCUUACUGCCCUCACUUAACGCAGAAAUUCGAGGGCGUCCCCAUGAUGCGGCAUCUCCUGGUAUCUCAUCCAUGCAAGCCGGCCUUCCCCUGCGACUCCUGCUGGCGAGUGUUCGUCAAGAGAGCCAGCUUCAAGAGCCACCAGCAGAAAUGCCAAGCCCAGUCGUUUUAAAAAGAGCAAUGUGUAUACGCCUACAGUGUCUGUGCUUUACGAUAGACGUGUCUGUGUGUCAGCAUCUACCUGUGAGUGUGUAUGCUGGUGUGCGUUGUCUGUGAGUGCGUUGAUAGGGCGGCUUGUGAAGGAAGGUACUUGUUUAUAUGCCUCAGCUAUUUUUUCUAUGUAUUUGCUUCUACCACACACGCAGGCAUGCAUGUAUAAUUGUAUAUAUGGAUUAGAGAUAGGUAGAUAGGCACACACACAUGCAGAGAGAGAGAGAGAGAAAGAGAGAGAGAGAGAGAGAGAGAGAGAGAGAGAGAGAGAGAGAGAGAGAGAGAGAGAAAAGAAAGCAUAGGAAACCCUUUUUAAGGAACCCAGUCACAAAUUGCCAAACGUUUCCGAGAACGUGGAAAACCUCUUCAUUAUAGAUUAAUUUGAAUUGCUGGAUAUAGCUCUCCUUGACUUGUCCAGUUCCCACAAAAAGGGUUCUCAAAUACAUUGUGAAACUUACAUUACAAAAUGAUCUCAGUGAACCGGUUGAUAUAUGACCAUAGGAGGAGGAUAUAUUUAAUGGCCUUCAUCUGUACUUUAUUUUCCUGUCUUCCAAUAACAAGGUUGGACGAUUUCACUGUAUUCUGAAUCUGAGAAUGUUCAUUUACGAAAUAAAUUUGGAAAUUGCAAAAGAUUUGAGUAUGUGUAGUAGGAUAUAUAUGUUUAUAUAUGUGUAUCGCAAUUAUUUAGAAUAUAUUAUGUAUGUCGAUAUGUCUCCAGAGCAGUUAUUCCAACGUUCGGAAUAGCCCUUCCUUAGUUAUUCUUCCAGAGGCUACUUAUAUGUGAAGUCCAGGCAUGAAUCACGUAUUUAGUUCAGUGCUAAAGACUAGAGAAUGUAUACGUGUGAUAAAAUACGAAUGGGGAAGAGUCAUAUUAUCCUGAGUUUGUUUAUAUGUAAAAUGUUACAUAAGCACAAGAUAUUUUUGUUUUGUUUUUUAAUUUGUUUCUUGCAGUGCUACUUACUGAAUCUUUGUAGUGCAGUAAGAUUGUAUGCAUGUGUUAUCAUGUCAUUGUGAAGUUUAGAUAAAUAAAUGCCAUAUGAAAACAUGCUUUGGUAA
This is a messenger RNA of Penaeus indicus, 4495 nucleotides long. RefSeq lists its product as uncharacterized. The coding region runs from base 822 to 3401 and encodes 859 amino acids. Gene Ontology annotation, molecular function: protein binding; DNA binding. The transcript has 9 exons. Lineage: Eukaryota; Metazoa; Arthropoda; Malacostraca; Decapoda; Penaeidae. Gene Ontology annotation, cellular component: nucleus. Gene Ontology annotation, biological process: regulation of transcription by RNA polymerase II. The record is from RefSeq and is a predicted model, not a curated record.